GGGAGUCAGUCGAGCGGCGAGCGAGCGACAUGGCGGCGCGCCUAACUCGCGCGCCGGCCCCGCGGCCCGGGCCGCGCGAGUAGGUCGCCAUGCGCGAUGCGGUAUGAGGCAACGCCGCGCCCGGCGGGCCGGCCCCCGCUAGCGGCGCCGCCCCCGCCAUGCGAGCGCCGCCGCUGCUGCUGCUGCUGAUGGCGGCCGCGGGCCUGGCCGUGAGUCCGCUCGCGCGCCUCAACCCCUGGCUGAGCGCGUGCGACCUGGAAGAGGAGGGCGCGGGCGGCUUGCGCGAGUGCGGGGGCGCGGCGUGCGGCGGCAGCGGCGGCGCGGCCGAGGUGCUCUCCGAGCACGACGUGCCGUACCUGUGCGCGCUGGACACCGAAGAACGCGCUCGACGUCUCACCAACCUGCGGCUGCGCGCCUGCUGCGAACGCUCGCCCGCCUCCGUACUGCACCCGGCCGCGCGUACCGACAUGCUCGCCGGCGGGGAGCCCUGCGAGCGCACACUGCACGAUAUCCUCGGUCUUGACGCCAUGGUCUCUCGCGUGCACUGCGACUUCGUCGACAUCCUUAGUCGCUACGACUGCGACCAGUCCUACUCCAUACACACGUGUAAUGAGUGCCAGGAAACGUAUAGACGUUGGGCAUGCAGUAUGAUGGUUCCACUGUGGGUGGUGGACGGUGCGGAAGAGGGCGGCGAGGAGGAGGGGCGGUCGCGGCGUGCGCCCGCCGAGCACGCGGCGCGCUGGCACGCGCGGCACCUGGAGCGCGUGGGGCACCUGGACCGGCGGCGCGGCGGCAGCGCCGGCGGCGUGGUGGGCCGCUGGGUGCGCGCCGCCGCCGCCGGCCCCGGCCGGCCUCCCCUCCGGCUCAAGCCAUGCCUUUCUGUCUGCCAGCUCGUCGAGCAACACUGCCCCUACUUCCUACCGGCGGAUCGCGCGCCUGCCUACCCCACACAGUACGCCGGCGAACCCACAUUCCUAUGCCUUGAUCCAAGAAUACCCGAAACCGGUGAUCAGGCAAACAAGUCCAACUACGGGACGCAGGAUUGUUGCUACUGGUACUGCGACUCAGGCCUGUGCCACAAGUGCGAGCCGGGGCUGAGCGAGGUGCCGCUGCGCGAGCCGGAGCGGUGCUCGCCCGUGGAGGAGCGCGUGCCGUCGUGCUCGGUGCCGUACCAGGCGCCCGCCUCGGCGGCGGGGGUGGGCGCGCGAGGCGGCGUGCCCUCGGCGCCGGCGCUGCUGGCGGCCGUGUUGCUGCUCGCGUUAGCAAACUCCUUACGGACCCACUGGACCGCGUCCACCGCCCUAGUGAAUGUGCGCGAUUCGAGGUUAUAGUUUUACGUUAACGUGUGACGCACCUUUACGUCCCGCGAUCGCCGGACCGCGAUCGGAACUUCUAUUAGUGCUGUACAAGUACUUAUGAUAAAUUACUUGCGAUUACGAGUUCGAUGAUGAAUGUGAGUCGCGGCGCCGGUGGUUCGCGCCGCCGCUACCGCGAGCUCCUCUCCGAUAUAGACUGUAAGUUAAUAUUCCUGUCAGAUCGUGCGGUACACCCCAACGCCCAAAUAUAGAAACACCAAAAUAUGUUCACAAAUCUUAUGUUACAUUAUAAGUGCUGUUGCCGACGUUCCGGCCAGUUGUUGUUUGUCACUACUCACUACAUGCAAACAAACAAAACUUACUUUUGGUUUUACCAAAAUAAUGUAUAUUUUGUGCACGUUAUGUUAAUUAUGUAAUGACCAAUUAUCGUAUUAUUUCACAAAGCUAACAGUGAAAACAAUAAUCGAUCAAUUAAUUUUAAUGGGAUAUCAAACAGUGUACGAGUUUAUAGGUUCAUACGAGGAGAACUAUAUUAGGGAACAUGUGGUGGUACUUUUUAUACUGACUACAUUAUUGUGUAGAUGCCAACACGUAAAACAGACAAAUGUUAAUGUAUCUAAAUCAUGACAGCACUAAAUAUAUUUUAUUAUAAUCAACCCCUCGCCCCACAAUUGCGAGUAAAAGAAAAGACUUCAUAUCUAUUGCUGGCCGCAAUGUGCAGAGUGGCGUUUGGAGAAUCCAUGUUUCCAGUGAAAUGUGCACUGUGAAAGCAUCUAAGUAAAUAUGUCAACAAAAACGACACCUUCAUUCAAAAUAUUUCAAUGAGAAAGCCAGUAUAGAGCUAAAGUCUUGUUCUUUAAAUGAUAGAGACAAUAGAUAAAUAUUGGAUUGUUUUUUUAGAUAUUUAUUUUUGUAAUGUUGCAUUAAUACGACAUUGACGGCCACAUUAGGACGAGACCAGCGCAGCGCCACAUACGAACAACCAUUCAAUUUGAGUAUGUUUAUUAAUCAUACAGCUCUAUUUACAUUUAGGUUAAUAAAUGUUCAAAACAAUUGUACUGGUAUCUUUUGUAUUACGAAUAAUUAAAUCGGUUUGUUUUUAUAAAGAAAGUCAGUUAAAGAGGGCGAGUGUUUUAGCCGUGUUACCUUUGUUUUUAUGUUCCAAGUGUUCAAAACACUUUCAAUGUCUUGAAGUUUUCGCAAUGUCUGCGUAGUGGCAUUUUGAUGGUCAAUUGAAUAAUUGGCAAUAAUGUGAUAAGCAAACUCCAUCCAUCCGUUCGAGAAUGUGUGUGGCGAGUGUUGGCGGGUGCGUGCGUGCCGCUGCGGCUGGUCGCGAGGGCGCGCGGCGCCCGGCGUGCGGCUCGCG
This is a messenger RNA of Manduca sexta (tobacco hornworm), 2682 nucleotides long. RefSeq lists its product as uncharacterized. The record is from RefSeq and is a predicted model, not a curated record. Bases 159 to 1331 code for a protein of 390 amino acids. The transcript is spliced from 3 exons. Lineage: Eukaryota; Metazoa; Arthropoda; Insecta; Lepidoptera; Sphingidae. Gene Ontology annotation, biological process: calcium ion import across plasma membrane. Gene Ontology annotation, molecular function: stretch-activated, monoatomic cation-selective, calcium channel activity. Gene Ontology annotation, cellular component: plasma membrane.